Molecule: messenger RNA, 2157 nt
Organism: Penicillium verhagenii
Lineage: Eukaryota; Fungi; Ascomycota; Eurotiomycetes; Eurotiales; Aspergillaceae
Product: GTPase-activating protein GYP6
Exons: 6
Coding region: 1-2157 (718 amino acids)
Biological process (GO): activation of GTPase activity
Molecular function (GO): GTPase activator activity
Source: RefSeq, a predicted model, not a curated record
AUGAGAACUAUUGAAGAGACCCGAAAGAGAUGGGAAAUCUUAUUCCUCGGCAAUGAUACAUCCUCCGAUCUUCAGGCGGCACUGCGGGCGGAGCAGAGUGGGAAGCUGUGCAACGAAGGACUGAGGUCGAUCUGCUGGAAGGUUUUUUUGCUUUUCGAAGGCCUCGAUCGCGAAGAGUGGUCGCAGAAGCUUGACGAGUCACGCGAUGCCUACACUGCUCUCCGUGAUCAUUUCCUGAAGUACAUUGAACAUCCGGACGAUUUGGAGUCAACGGUCGAUCCAUUAGCGGACGAUGAAACGUCUCCAUGGCAAACCCUCCGCAACGACGAGAAUUUACGCGCCGAAAUCUCACAAGAUGUCGACCGAUGCUUGCAAGAGAACUUUUUUUUUCGGGAACCUACCACAAAAUCCAUAUUAAUCGAUGUGUUGUUUGUGUACUCGAAACUCAACCCCGAUGUCGGAUACAGACAAGGCAUGCAUGAAUUGUUGGCCCCCAUUCUCUGGGUAGUUGAUCGUGAUUCCGUUGGAAAGCCUCAAGGGAGCUUGUCUGAUAAUAAAGAGGAUUUGCUGAUGUUGGAUCUCCUUGAUGCCAAGUUCGUGGAGCAUGAUUCGUUUACAUUGUUUCUUGCUGUCAUGCAAACAGCACGUAUAUACUACGAGCACGGAGAAACUAAAACCGCAAAUGGACAGGUCGAUGUGAUACCUAUUGUCAAUCGAUGCCAGUAUCUACACACCGAGGCACUUAUGAUUAUUGAUCAUGAGUUGGCGGAACACUUACAGGCGGUUGAUGUCCUCCCCCAGAUUUUUUUAACUCGAUGGAUGCGUCUUUUAUUCGGUCGAGAGUUCCCCUUCGAUGAUGUACUCCAGAUGUGGGAUGUACUAUUUGCGCAUGGGCUACGGUCUGAUCUGAUAGAUUUUACAUGUAUUGCAAUGUUGCUUCGAAUCCGCUGGGAAUUGCUCAAAGCAGAUUAUUCCGGUGCCCUGACUCUGCUACUUCGCUAUCCUACACCACAGCCACAUGCACCGCACGAAUUUGUGAACGAUGCCCUGUAUCUGGAGCAAAACCCCACUGCAGAGCGUGGCAGCUUUAUCAUCUCAAAGUAUUCGGGUAGAGUACCGGAAUCACCGAAGCGACACAGCCAGUCUGGUCUACGGCCUCCCCGGAAAGCUUUUCUCUGGGAAGACUUUAAGAACCGCAGUAAUAGCAGCUCACCGGUAUCAUCGGCGAGAAACAGUCCCAAGAGCCUUGAAGCGUUAUUUCAAGAUGUUUCGCAUGGGAUUCAACGCCGCACAGAGUCUUGGGGGGUGGCCAAGGCAGUCCGAGGGGCUGUCACUGAAGCCCGGAAGAACAUGCAAACGAUGCAUUAUGAACCCGGCCCACGGAUGACUGCUGUCAAUCACAAACAGGGGCCUUCUCCAAGUGCACCAAAUGUUCCACCUAAGCCCACAGCGACCGAGCUUGGGCUUCAAAAGAAGAUUAGCCGGCUGGAGGAAAGAAACAUGGAUUUAUCCAUUGCACUGGGCGAGGCAUUGGAGAGCCUUCGAUCCCAAUUAGCGGAAGACUCCAAGCCAAGUGAAAAGGAUGCAAAGGAUGCCAAGCAUGCAAAGGAUGCUAUGGAGGAGGCACUGUCUCGAGCCGAGCAAGUCCGGCGUUGUCUCGAAGACCCCUUGCUCCCAGUAGUCUCGGCACCGUGCCUCGCCAACGUAGAUAACGAACCAAACGAGCCAACCAAGUCUGCUGAGCCACCCAGUGAUUCGAAAGCAGACGAACCAGCUGAAGUGGCGCAGGAUCAACAGGGCAUAAUUCUAAAGGCGGAGGAGGCCCACGGGUCAAGUGCCGAAAGUGGAACCUGCAAGCCUGUAGCCGUUGCGGAUCGCACGAAGAACAUCGGCCAGGCCGACGGUGAGCGGGUAUCGAAGUCCCUAGUGCGGCCAUCCCUGUCGGAUGCAGGGUUCUCCUGGAUGUUGGAUGGAAACCGACAUGCCUCCAGCUUUGUGAGUUCUGUGUCAGUUCCUCCGGAGCAGAGUCGACACCAGGAUCAUCAUACCCGAAAUAAAGGCAACCCACUCUUUGGGACGGGAGACGAGAAAGCAGCAUCUGACGAGCACGAUGAACUGGCGCUUCACAAUCUCCGAGGUGACCAAGGACCACUGUAA